AUGGAGUGGUGGUGGCAGCUCUUGUUAGGACUGUGGAUAGUCACGCCCAUUUGGGCUGGGGACAAGCGGCUCAAUGUCUGCAUGAAGACCAAGCACCACAAGCUGGAGCCUGGGCCAGAGGACCAGCUCUACGAUGAGUGCACCCCCUGGAAGGACAAUGCCUGCUGCACGGCCAACACAAGCUGGGAAGCCCACCUGGAGGAGGCCUUGCUCUACAACUUCAGCUUGCUUCACUGUGGACUGAUGAUGCCCGAUUGUGAGAAGCACUUCAUCCAGGCCAAGUGCUUCCAUCAGUGCUCCCCAAACCUGGGGCCUUGGAUCCAGCAGGUGGCCCCAUGUGAGCAGGAAGAGCGGAUUGUGGACGUACCCCUCUGCCAGGAGGACUGCGUGCAGUGGUGGGCAGACUGCCGCACAUCCCGAACUUGCAAAUCCAACUGGCUCGGUGGCUGGGACUGGAGCCGGGGGAGGAGCCGCUGUCCUGAAAGGUCCCGCUGCCUUCCUUUCCCCUAUUACUUUCCCACCCCGGCUGACUUGUGUGAGAAGAUUUGGAGCAACUCCUUCAAGGCCAGCCCUGAGCGCAGGAACAGUGGGCGGUGUCUGCAGAAGUGGUUCGAGCCCUCUCAGUGCAACCCCAACGUGGCCGUGGCCCAGUUCUUUGCCAGCCCUGCCCCAUCUUGGGAACUCUCCUAUACUCUCAUGGCCUUCUCUCUGUCCCUGCUGUUUCUUUCCUGA
Messenger RNA from Pipistrellus nathusii (Nathusius's pipistrelle), 732 nucleotides. NCBI's taxonomy places the organism in Eukaryota, Metazoa, Chordata, Mammalia, Chiroptera, Vespertilionidae. The record is from the annotation of a GenBank genome assembly.